UGUGUGUGUGUGAGAGAGAGAGAGAGAGAGAGAGAGAGAGAGAGAGAGAGAGAGAGAGAGAGAGAUACCCUGAGAGUGAGAAGCAAACAAGAAAUGAAGCGGAAGAAAGACAGAAGAGACUAAUUAAAAGGAGGAAAAAUGACAGAGGAAAACAGAGAAGGGGAGGGCUGAUCAGUGCUGGGAAGGAGGGUGAGAGCGUGAGGAGGGUAAAAGAGAAGAAGAGCCAAACUGGCAAUUCUGCCAAAUUGCCUGACUUUGCCUUUGGAGAGAGAGAGAGAGAGAGAGAGAGAGAGAGAGAGAGAGAGAGAGAGAGAGAGAGAGAGAGAGAGAGAGAGAGAGAGAGAGAGAGGGAGACUGAAACUGGUGCCUUUGUACAAAAGGGAUCAAGAGAAUGUAAUUUGGCAAGUGCCGGAGCAUAGAGGUCUAUUGAAGAAGAAGACAAAUGAGGACCAAGCUGAAAGAGCAAGAGAACACUAAUAAAGAGUCCCCAAACAUAGACAUUUUAUUGUGAGAGGGAAAAGGCAGAGACAGAGGAGAGAGAGAGUGAGAGAGAGAGAGAGAGAGAGAGAGAGAGAGAGAGAGAGAGAGAGAGAGAGAGAGAGAGAGAGAGAGAGAGAGAGAGGCGUGUUGCUGCCCCGGACUGUCUGAUUUACUUUCAGUUAUUUGUGGAGGGCAGAAGAUCUGCUAAAAUUCCAACCGAGGAUCAAGUGCUGUUCUGGUUCUUCAACUCUACACAGUUCACCUGGUCAGAAGAGAAGAGCUCCUGAACCAUGAAGAGACCUCAUGAUUACAGCUCUCCAGAUUCAGAUGCAGACGAGCUGAUCGACGUUGGGCAGGAGGACAGUUACUGUUCUGUCACUGGGUCCAUGUCUCCCGGCAGCACUUCACAGAUCCUAGCCCGCAAGAAGAGAAGAGGGAUCAUUGAGAAGAGGCGCAGAGACAGGAUCAACCAUAGUCUGUCAGAGCUCAGGAGACUCGUCCCCAGCGCCUUUGAGAAACAGGGGUCAUCUAAACUUGAAAAGGCUGAGAUUCUUCAGAUGACAGUGGAUCAUCUCAAAUUGUUGCAUGCCAUGGGUUCGAAAGGUUAUUUUGAUGCUCGUGCCUUGGCAGUAGACUAUAGAACGUUGGGAUUUCGUGAGUGUGUGGGUGAGGUGGUGAGGUACCUCAGCUCUCUGGAUGGUGCAGAUUCUUCAGAUCCUAUUGGUGCCCGUUUGGUGUCCCACCUGAGUCAGUGUGCCAGUGAGCUUGACCCUCUGCAUCAGAGCCCAGCCACGCUGGCCUUUCCUCCUUGGCCUUGGGGCUCCUUUCCUCAGCUCAGUGCCUCCUCAAGCCCAGCCUCUCCUUCCACCUUUCCUCCUGCCAACCGCCGAGACAUGGCCACUCAUGCUGCUGCAACUCUCCUGGCGUACCCCUCACCAACCGUGUGUUUGGCACCGCUGGGAAACCAGGGGGCCCUUUUAAGUCCUGCAUUAUCUCCAGUGCACAGGAUGUCCUCUGUUUCAUCGCACCCUCAUAGACUGGCAAUGCCAUCCACAGAGAGCUCGACUGUUCCUUCACCUUUGCAUUCUAUCCCACCUCGUUCUCAUAACUCCUCCUCCCCCUCCUCUAAUUCCUCUUCAUCCUCCCCUUCCUCUUCAUCCGCUGGUCAUCCUCAGGUUUCUUUCAGACCCUUCGUUGCUCUGAGGUCUCCAGCCGAACUGAUAAGGAUCAGCAAGUCAGCGCACACUUGGGGAACAGAGAUCGGGGCCUUCUGAUUCAUCCAACUUAGUGGACUUUUUACAAAUAUGCAACUAAUACCUUGUUGGGACAAGGAAGCUAUGAUAUCACCAGUAAUAUCCAUUUUGAUUAUAGCCAUUACAAACUGUUAAGAAUGUAUCAUCUAAGCACUCCCUAUGCUGUUACCUAAAAAUGCAAAAUCCAAAUAGUGUCAAGUGAACAAUGCAAAUAGUGAUACAUCCGAUUUGAAAUGCAAUUAUACCUAUUAUUUAAAUCAAAAGAGGUUUUAACGCAAUGCUUUAUCAUCAUAACAGAAAAGUGUGACUGGUGAAAAGUUACAGGUGAUAAAAAUGUGCCUUUCUCAAUAUAAACACAAAACAAUAUCAACACUAAUUCCAUUAUCCCUACUAAUGUAUUUUCCUGUUUGUUUGCUUAUUCGUUUCCUCAGACACUUAAAAUAUGUUUAUUCAGAUUCAUCUAUGUUAUCCAUUUGACAUGAAAUUGCUUGUGGAGAUUUCAUAAAGACAAAAGUGCCUUUUCAAA
Molecule: messenger RNA, 2259 nt
Organism: Tachysurus fulvidraco (yellow catfish)
Lineage: Eukaryota; Metazoa; Chordata; Actinopteri; Siluriformes; Bagridae
Gene: heyl
Product: hes related family bHLH transcription factor with YRPW motif like
Exons: 5
Coding region: 771-1754 (327 amino acids)
Biological process (GO): circulatory system development; anterior/posterior pattern specification; Notch signaling pathway
Cellular component (GO): nucleus
Molecular function (GO): protein dimerization activity; RNA polymerase II cis-regulatory region sequence-specific DNA binding; DNA-binding transcription factor activity, RNA polymerase II-specific
Source: RefSeq, a predicted model, not a curated record